UUCGGUACUCGAGUGCCAAUCUGAAACCUGCAGCAAUAACAAUCACAUACACGACGGGCCGUCCGGGAAUGGGUUCGUCCAGAAAUGCUUCAAAACGACUUCGUCGAACAUGGAGUCCAUUCCUUCGAUUUGGAUGGCGAGAUUGCUCAGGAGAAGGGAUACAGGACAAAUGAUUCGCUGAGUCGAUUCCCAGUGACAAAGCCCUUCGCCCAUCUGAAUCGCAUGCUUCGAGCGUUGAAGGCUUGGUCUCGUGUGAAUACAUGUCUAUUUCCAACGACCACGAUCGGAACCAUCGCCAUUGGGUAUUUUGUCUGAAUUUGGCAGAGACGCAGCCCGGAGCAACGAAUCGCUCCCAAUCCCAGCAACAGGAGCAUA
Dissoconium aciculare CBS 342.82 is the source of this 375-nucleotide messenger RNA. RefSeq lists its product as uncharacterized. The record is from RefSeq and is a predicted model, not a curated record. Bases 85 to 315 code for a protein of 76 amino acids. NCBI's taxonomy places the organism in Eukaryota, Fungi, Ascomycota, Dothideomycetes, Mycosphaerellales, Dissoconiaceae. The transcript has a single exon.